UACCGUCUGCUGAAGGACGCGAAGAAGCAGCAGCUGGAGGGCGAGCUGGCGCCAGCCAUGGGCUGCUACAUGGGGCUGCGGCAGUCGGGCACCGUGCGCGUCGGCGACCCCAUCUACGUGGGCGAGCGCGCGCGCUAGUUACGCUUGUGGUUCAAGGUCUUCAGGGGGCAGCCUCACCAUCUGGUAAUGGUAUCAUGUGUAAUGGCGAACAAACAAUAAUAAACCCAAUCUAAAACAAAAUAUGAAUUCUAAUGGAGAAAUUAUAAAUGAAAAGAAAGAAAAAAAAUGUAAAUCGAAAGUU
Messenger RNA from Gryllus bimaculatus (two-spotted cricket), 301 nucleotides. The record is from the annotation of a GenBank genome assembly. Lineage: Eukaryota; Metazoa; Arthropoda; Insecta; Orthoptera; Gryllidae.